Cuscuta campestris is the source of this 2216-nucleotide messenger RNA. Lineage: Eukaryota; Viridiplantae; Streptophyta; Magnoliopsida; Solanales; Convolvulaceae. The record is from the annotation of a GenBank genome assembly.
AAUUUCCCAGUACAGGGGUUUAUCCUCUCCCCCUCCCCCGAUUCCCCAAAUCGAUAAAAUUUCUCGGGAUCCUCCGUAUCCACUCUCGUAUAUUCAUCGCCGAUGUGAAAUCGGGCAACGGAUUCGCACAUUCUCCGGCUAGAAUCGGCGGGAAUCGGUCCGAGAGAGAUGGAGGAAGCGGGCAGAAAAGUGAAUGUUAGCAAGAAGAAGAUGGUGAGGCAGCUGACGGGGAAGCACGGGGACAGCGAGCUCCACUCCGCCGCGAGGGCCGGGAAUCUCGGGGAGGCGGUUGCGAUAAUCGGGCGGUGUGCGGGUGAGGGAGAGNUCGGGAUCCUCCGUAUCCACUCUCGUAUAUUCAUCGCCGAUGUGAAAUCGGGCAACGGAUUCGCACAUUCUCCGGCUAGAAUCGGCGGGAAUCGGUCCGAGAGAGAUGGAGGAAGCGGGCAGAAAAGUGAAUGUUAGCAAGAAGAAGAUGGUGAGGCAGCUGACGGGGAAGCACGGGGACAGCGAGCUCCACUCCGCCGCGAGGGCCGGGAAUCUCGGGGAGGCGGUUGCGAUAAUCGGGCGGUGUGCGGGUGAGGGAGAGCUGGACGAGCUUCUGUCCAGGCAAAACCAGUCCGGAGAGACGGCGCUUUACAUUGCGGCGGAGUAUGGGUAUGUGGAGCUGGUUGAGGAGAUGGUGAAGCACUAUGUUCUUCGAUCUGCCGCCCUCAAAUCCAGAAAUGGAUUCGAUUCCUUUCACGUUGCUGCCAAACGAGGAGAUAUCGAAAUAGUGAGGGUUCUUCUGGAGGCAUUCCCUCAACUGUCCGUGACAUUUGACCAAUCAAACACCACAGCAUUGCACACUGCUGCUGCACAGGGCCAUGCCGAAGUUGUCAAUUUUCUGUUGGAGACAAACAGUGGCCUAGCCACCAUAGCCAGAAACAAUGGGAAAACAGCACUGCACUCUUCAGCAAGAAACGGGCACGUUGAAGUGGUGAAAGGUCUUCUGAAGAAAGACCCCAGCAUUGCGAAGUGUCGCGACAGAAAGGGACAGACGGCUCUUCACAUGGCUGCCAAAGGGCUGAGUGUUGUAGUGGUUGAUGAGCUUCUUCUGGCGGAGCCUUCUCUGACUACAAUGGUUGAUGGAAAGGGAAACACCGCAAUGCAUAUUGCAGCUCGGAAGGGACGUGUGGAGAUUGUCAGGACCCUGCUAAAGCACAAUGGAGUGAAUGGAGAGGCCAUAAACGGAUCCGGCGAGACGCCUCUUGACACAGCCGAGAAGAAUGGGCACUCUGAGAUAGCAACUUUACUAAGCGACCACUCAUUCCGGAGAGCAAAGGAUCUUAACGUAGCGGCACAACCGAAACGCUCGGCCAAGGAACUGAAGCAAACGGUGAGCGACAUAAAGCACGGCGUCCGCGACCAGCUUGUCCACACGCACCAAACCCAAAAGCGCGUGCAAAAGAUAGUCAAACGUAUCGACAAAAUGCACAGUGAAGGGCUCAACAACGCAAUAAACUCCACCACGGUGGCCGCGGUCCUCAUAGCGACCGUGGCUUUCGCAGCCAUAUACAAUCUCCCGGGGCAGUUUGCGGACGACCCGAAGCGGGACCUGCCCUCGCUCACCCCGGGAGAGGCAAGAAUCGCCCCACAACCCCCGUUCGUGAUCUUCUUCAUAUUCGACUCCCUCGCGCUCUUCAUAUCACUGGCGGUGGUGGUGGUCCAGAUAUCGGUGGUGGUGGUGGAGAGGAGCGCGAAGAAGAUGUUGAUGACAAUCAUCAACAAGCUAAUGUGGUUGGCGUGCGCGUUCGUGUCCAUUGCUUUCCUUGCUUUGUGCUACAUUGUGGUUGGGGAAGAAGAGAGGUGGAUGGCGAUCGGGGUCACGGCGAUGGGAUCGUUUAUAAUGGUGGCAACGUUUGGGACACUGUUUUACUGGGUGGUCGUGCACCGGAUCGAGUCCACAAACAUGAGGAAUCUGAGCAGAUCCAGGAGUAGCUUGUCUCGGUCGCGGUCGAUGUCGGUCAUGUCGGAUGAAGAUGGUCAUGAGGAUGAGUUCAACAAGAAACUCUAUGCCAUUUGAUGGGUUUUGUUUAGGAUGGAGUGGCUCUUUCUCUAACUGCUGAUUCCAAAAAGAGAGUAUAUUUUUUGUAAAUACUUUGAUGAGAGUACAGUACUACUGAAAUUCCACUGAAAUUUGUACACCUGAUGAGUACAGUACUACUGGUUGAUCAUUU